UUCCCCCUUUUUCUUUUUUUCGGGUCGCUUUUGUUGUCUUCCGCAACGGAAUCAAAAUGUCAUUCAUCCAACCACCUAUCUCUCACGUCCCCCCAUUGAACAAUUCAUCAUCACUUCUAUUCUCACCACCUUCUUUCAUCUCAAGCCCGUCCAAUAGCUGGUUCUCAGAGCCUCUCGACAGAGUUUGAUACUCACUCGUGGUUCUCCUGCUAUCACUUCUCCUCCCAUCACUUCUCCCCCCCGCGCUCACGUCACGUCCAUUCGCUAUGCGCUCCGUCACUCUUUUGACAUUAUCCUUUGGACUCUGUUCCGCACUCGUUCAGGCAGGAUCCUGUUCGGUCAGUAACGGUCUACCCAAAUGUGCUCGAAAAUGCUUUAAAGCAGCUCAAAAUUCAACGGCAUCAUGUUCUGGAACACGUAUAGAUCUGGCAUGUCUAUGCUCUCAAGCUAGUGUGGCUGCAGAUAUCUCUUCAUGUCUCGACUCAGCUUGCAACACUGUCGACCUUCAACCUGCAGCGGAGUACGGUAAAGCUCUCUGUGCCGCCGCAGCUGCCAACGGGACGGCAUCAACUUCCCCUAGUGGAGCAAUCAGCGCGUCCUCAGCCAUCAUCUCUGCUUCUGCGUCUGCAUCUGCCUCUGCGACAGUCUCGGGUUCAGCCGAAGGUACCAUGACGACCCUUCCGAUUGCAGAUGAGAACUAUGCUUUGCCUUCUGUUUCGGCAUCCGCUUCAUUCUCUGAUUGGAUGGGCGAAGCUUCAGCCUCGGCCUCCCCUUCAGCCUCAUGGUCCUGGUCAGAAUCCGCCUCAUGGUCUGAGUAUGCGUCUUGGUCUGAUUACGCAUCUGCAUCAGCAUCCGCAUCUCCAUCUGCAUCACCUUCCUCCGACCUCUUGGCAGACGCUAUCGCUCCUCCUGCAGUAUCAUCAAGCACAACCAACCGCUUGACUAUGCCGACUGUGGCGCUUGCUCAAGCUCAAAACUUGCCAGUCACCACUAUCACCACCACUGGAUCUCCUUCGGCGACUCCAUCAGGGACAUCAGAGGAUAUCGCUGGAUCGACAGGAGGCGCAGGGAGAAUCAGUCAACCGGCUUGGCUGACCCUGGGUCUGGCCGGCGUCAUCACAAUGCUAGCCAUUUGAGCGCGGAGUUCCGGGACCCUGUUUGACACGACUCUGGUUCCCUGCGGGAACCGAGUCACAAUUCUAGAUCCUGACUUUUACACUCUGCGAGUACAGUCCAAACUGCAUUUUGUACGGGUUACAAAAUUCAGAAAGAGCAUUCAUCGUCACGAUUCAUCAUGCAAUAACGUCCA
Messenger RNA from Kockovaella imperatae, 1309 nucleotides. RefSeq lists its product as hypothetical. Lineage: Eukaryota; Fungi; Basidiomycota; Tremellomycetes; Tremellales; Cuniculitremaceae. The record is from RefSeq and is a predicted model, not a curated record. The transcript has 5 exons. Bases 267 to 1136 code for a protein of 289 amino acids.